UAGUGAGAGGCGCGGGCGUCGUGCGCAGACUUGCCGGCCUCGAAGACCCUAAAAAUUACGCCAUAAAGUCGAUUAUCCUCUGCAUUUCAGUGGUGAUAUGUGAUUUGUACAAAAUGAGUGAGGACAACACAGUGUCACAGGAUAUGAAGCGGCAAGCGGCGAUGUUCUAUAAUUCAACUGAAAGGGAACAAACAAAAGAACAGACAGGCAAAUGGUACUUUUGGCGACGAAGGCGGAUCGUCGUGGCGCUGCUGGCAUUCUUCGGCUUCUUCAAUGUGUAUGCCCUGAGGGUCAACCUCUCAGUCGCCGUGGUCGCCAUGACAGAGCCUCUGAAAACCACGCUUGAAAACGGAACAGUUGUAUAUGUUCCAGAAUUCGACUGGAGCUCCCGGACUAAAGGCCUGGUCCUCAGUUCUUUCUUCUACGGGUACAUAGUGACUCAGCUUCCGGGAGGAUGGCUCGCGGCUAAAAUAGGAGGUAACAGGGUGUUUGCCAUAGGUAUCGGCGCGACGUCGUUGCUGACGCUCCUGACGCCACCUCUAGCGUACACCAGCACUGGCCUACUUAUUGCUGUCAGGGUCGUGGAAGGACUGUUCGAGGGUGUGACGUAUCCCUGUAUCCACGCAGUGUGGUCGCGCUGGGCGCCGAGCGAGGAACGAGCUAGACUCGCGACUUUUGCCUUCAGUGGCAGCUAUGUUGGCACGGUCGUGUCUAUGCCCGUCAGUUCUCUGUUAGCUAAUUACACGGGAUGGCCCGGCAUAUUUUAUGUUUUUGGUAUAAUGGGCCUGGUCUGGACAACAUUGUGGUGGCUGGUGGUAAAGGAAUCACCGGAAAAAGACCCUCAUAUAACUCCAGCCGAACUGAAGUAUAUACAGGAUUCCCGCGGCACCCAAGCGGUGGUAGGGUCCCAGAUCCGACACCCGUGGCGCGCCAUGUUGACGUCAAGUGCGGUGUGGGCCAUCGUGUGCGCACACUUCAGCGAGAACUGGGGCUUCUACACGCUGCUCACCUUCCUGCCCACUUUUAUGAAAGACGUGUUCAAAUUCGAGACAUCGCAAACGGGCUGGGUGUCGGCGGUGCCGUACGCAGCGCUGGCGAGCGCGCUGCCGCUGGCGGGGCUCGCCGCCGACCGCCUCGUGCGCGCGCGCGCGCUCUCCACCACCAGCGUGCGCAAGCUCUUCAACUGCGGGGCCUUCUUGGCGCAGACUAUAUUUAUGGUGGCUGCAGGAUACUCCACAACAAUAGUUAGUUGUGUAGUGUGCCUCACUAUAGCUGUUGGUUUGGGAGGGUUCGCCUGGUCUGGAUUCAGUGUAAACCACCUGGACAUAGCGCCGCCGCACGCUAGCGUGUUGAUGGGUCUGUCCAACACUGUGGCCACUCUACCCGGCAUAAUCAGUCCGCCGCUGGCUGGAGCCAUCGUCACUAACAAGACGGCUGAAGAAUGGCGCAUCGUGUUCUUCAUCUCCAGCGCCAUCUAUCUGGUGGGAGCGAUAGUCUAUGGUAUAUUCGCGUCCGCUGAGAAACAAAACUGGGUCAUUGAACCCGACUCCGACGCUAGUUUCGACACAGAUGGCGCCUCUGUCACUACGAUUAGAGGUUAUGAUAAUAAAGCUUUGGACCAUUCGGAGAUGUAAAAAAAUUACAUAAUGGCGUAUAAUGAAUGAUUUGUAUUGAAGCCUUUUAAUACCGCAUUAAGUGACAGGCUUCGUUCUACAGUGGCGCCAACUGGUGAUGAAACGAGAAUUUAUUAUAUUUAUUCUAGAUUUUUGUAUAGCUUUACUUAUCAGUUUUAUCCGGCCUGCUAUACUUUUCAAAUUUUACUUUCGUGUGUUGUUUUUUUUCCAAAAAUCAUUUUUCAAAGGAUUUUAAACAAUUUAAUCUGUUUUUUUUACAAAAUAUUCAAAUGUAUGAUCGCAAAUCACAAAAUUAUGCUCAAAUGUUUGAGAGAAAUAUAUUUUUAGAUGCUAUACUUUUCUCCUAUUAGAAAAAAAUACCCUUUAUUUUUAGUAAAUUUCAUACGGAUCUGUUAUGUUAAGAUGAUUGUUUAAGCUAACAUUUAUUUUUAAAUAAUUUAUAAUAUAGAUAUACGACAUAUAUUUUUCUUUUGUUUAUGUGCGAAAGAGAUAAAGAAUCAUGUUAUUGCUCAUCUUUGUAAAAUCAAAAUCAAAUCAUUCAGAAAUUAGGCCUUCACAGGCACUUUUUCACGUCAUAUUCGUCAUAUAAAGCUACAAACUAACCUCUUUAUAUAAACAAAUUGAAAUUACUAUUAUUCGUUUAUGCACUGCGUCAAGCUAAUUUAAACUUUAUUCUAUUUAGGAAUAUAAAGAGCUCUUACAUAAAUAAAAAUUGAAACAAAUAUGUAAUUUUCUGUAUUUGUAAAUGUAUGUAUAAGUUCCUAGAUUUAGAUUGUAAGUUAUAUAAAAUAGUAAAUUAUCUAAUGUAUGUGUAAAUUUUGCAUUAAUUAUAUUGAACCUUUGCCUAUUGUGAUAAGUGUCUGUAUAUUUUGUGUAUUGGAUGCGAUAUUUACCGUUAUGUAUUCUAUCUCCGUUAUUCAUAAAACAGUUGAAGUAUACCUUAAGCUAAAGUAUGUUUUGUCACUGUCGCACUUUAUAAUAUUUGAUAUAGACAGAAAGAGACAAUACAUACUUUUAACUUAAAGUACGCUUCAAUUUUUUUAUGAAUAACAGGGUAGGUAUAUAUGUAUGUAGGUAUAAUUGUACUGGAUUGUAAAUCGUCUACACUUUUUACGUACCUGUUUUAAUCUCUUCCUUAAAAUUUAAGUAAUUGUUUUUUUUUUGUGUAUUUCCACCAUAGAUUUCUAUCAUUAACAUAUAUUUAAUGCAGUCACUUAAUUAUGACCCAAACAGAUUUUCAACAGUGACGCUAGCACGAUUAUUUGCGUAAAGACAAUAUACAAAAUUUAUAAAAUAAAAAUAAAUAAAAUAAUUUUCAAUAUUUAUAGGAACUAACACCCAUGAAUUGAUAUAUCAUAAAUUAUAUAGAAAAUUAUUAAUAUAUUUAUACUCGGCAGUACAUAUUACUAUAUUUAUACUCAACACUUACUACUAAAUUUUCAGCCAGUGUCAAAGAAUGUUAAGAAUAUACAUCACAUUUACAAAUCACCAUCACACAGUCAAUAAUAAUAAGAUAAGCCACGACAUGGUUAAUCAAAUAUAUAGUGUUUAAACGUAAAUAUAUUAUUGUAACAGGGAAUAUUUGCUAGUGAUAUGACAAAAAUAUCAGUCGCUAUUUUGUACAAGUGAUUUUUAUUUUAUGAUAAAUAUAAGCUUGAUUGAUUUUGCAA
This is a messenger RNA of Plodia interpunctella (Indianmeal moth), 3304 nucleotides long. It is a transcript of the gene MFS9, whose product is annotated as Major Facilitator Superfamily Transporter 9. The transcript is spliced from 11 exons. Gene Ontology annotation, molecular function: transmembrane transporter activity. Gene Ontology annotation, biological process: transmembrane transport; monoatomic anion transport. The record is from RefSeq and is a predicted model, not a curated record. Lineage: Eukaryota; Metazoa; Arthropoda; Insecta; Lepidoptera; Pyralidae. Gene Ontology annotation, cellular component: membrane. The coding region runs from base 114 to 1634 and encodes 506 amino acids.